Rhipicephalus sanguineus (brown dog tick) is the source of this 1801-nucleotide messenger RNA. RefSeq names its product venom metalloproteinase antarease-like TtrivMP_A. Lineage: Eukaryota; Metazoa; Arthropoda; Arachnida; Ixodida; Ixodidae. Gene Ontology annotation, molecular function: metalloendopeptidase activity. Gene Ontology annotation, biological process: proteolysis. The transcript has 13 exons. The record is from RefSeq and is a predicted model, not a curated record. Bases 39 to 1703 code for a protein of 554 amino acids.
CUCCUCUACAUAAGUGCCAAACAUCUACAGGCUCCGACAUGGAGAAUACGAUGUAUCUGUUUGGCCUAUUCCUUCUUUGGAUUCCUCCCGCCAACGGUUUGGAGGAAGCACAUGUCGUCUACCCUCGACUUCUCGAGGAACGGUCCUCAGAUGGAGCGAUGGUGAUGCGGGUGCACGACCACCUGACACUGAACCUGAGGAAAGCGUCAGUGGCGGCGCCUGAAUUGCGAGUCCUUACUCAAGAAGAUGGGAAGACCGUCACCCACAUGUACAACGGAGAAGACAUUGAAAAGGACUUGUACGAAGACGAAGAUAAGAUCGCCACAGUGGCCGUCACGAGAGACGAGAAAGGCGUUUAUAUGAACGGGCUGGUCGGUCCGAAGCACAGAAUCGAACCUGUUCCGCUUGCGGAGAGGUCCGAACAUGGCGCUGUUCCUCACAAGAUCUACGAAAUCGAGCAUCAAGAAAUGUUGGACACAACCCUCCGCCAUGCUAAGCUAGAUGAAAAACUUGUUAUCAGCGAACGGUGGAAUCCACAACCGACGGCAGUUCCAGCAGCAGUUUACAUCGAACUUUUCUUCGUUGCGGACGGACCACAUUAUAAGCACUUCAGCUCCACUGAGGCACUGUUACGGUACUUGUGCGUCAUGACUAACUCUGUUGCCCUCCGAUUCCGGGCAGCAAAAGAUCCCAAGAUAUUGCUGAUUGUCACCGGUGUUGAAAUGCCUGUGACCGAGCCAUACGCCUAUCUGUACCCUAACAACCCGUAUUAUAUGUACGACGACGGGACUCUGAGAAAGUUCAGGGACUACGCUUACAAAAAUAGGGCACACUACGGCUACCCUGAUGUCGUGUACCUUAUCAGCGGCCGGGACGUGUACGCAGUCAUCGAUGGCAAGGCUAACGUAAACGGCUUGGGAAUUGGCUUCGUGUCCAGCGUAUGCACCGCGUCUUUUGUGGCGCUCGGUGAGGACAAGCCGGAAUUCUACACGGGCAUGCAUACACUUACACACGAACUUGCUCACGUUCUAGGUUCAGAGCACGACGGGGAGGCACCCAAGUCUGCCGGACAUCCGGGUUCGCUGGCCUGCUCUUGGGAUGUGGGAAAUAUCAUGAGCUACAUUGACAGAGGUCCCAGCCACCACCAGUUCUCGGCGUGCAGUCUACGACAGAUGCAGUACGUCCUCAGGAAAGCGGGACCGAUAUGCUGGCAAGUCAGAAGCAAGGGAUACGCGGUGCAUGAUACAUACCCUGGAAUGUUAGUGUCCCAGUUGGCGUACUGCAAGGAGGUCAUACAAGACAAUACCGCCACCAUCGAAUCAUACAGUGUCGUCGAAAAAACUUGCAAAGUUCGCUGCGUCUUCUACAAGUACCAAAAGGUGUUGCAUGGCGCCUACAACUACAACGAAAAGCGCCGUUUUUACCAAGAAGCCAGUGCUCUAGACUACACGUAUUGCGCCGCUUCGAAGGUUUGCAUACAAGGCAUAUGCGUAGUGAAGCCCAACGAGCCAUUCGCGGCUACCACUAAGAACUAUCAGUCUGUCCCAGUCAAACCUACCUCCAGUCCUCUAACUACACGGACAACUGUCAGCAGUCCACAAUGUCCGUGCGACUGCAACACUGCAGCGACACUCCGGCCAAAGGCCGUUCAUCCACGAAGGCCAUGGCCACCCUAUAAUAACCGUGUCAGAAAUGUGUCAUGACGACUACGAAGCUGGGCUACAGCUAGUAGAAAUUUACAACAGACGUUCAUGGUGAGAAACGGCAGAUGACUAGAGCAAUAAACACGCAACAUCAUCAA